UGGGCUGCGGGAGGAGGGAACAUGGCGCUGGGUACCAGGGCAUCGCGGUGGCUGCUGCACCUGCCGGCCGGGAGUUGCCGCCUCCUGGUGCUGCUGUUGCUCUGCGUGCAGCUCGGGGGCGGACAGAAGAAGAAGGAGAAUCUGUUAGCGGAAAAGGUGGAACAGCUUAUGGAGUGGAGCUCAAGGCGCUCAGUCAUCCGCAUGAAUGGAGACAAAUUCAGAAGAUUUGUGAAGGCCCCACCUCGUAACUACUCUGUGAUUGUAAUGUUCACAGCUCUCCAGCCACAGAGACAAUGUUCUGUUUGCAGGCAAGCUAAUGAAGAAUAUCAAGUGCUGGCCAACUCAUGGCGCUACUCAUCUGCUUUUUCUAAUAAAUUAUUCUUCACUAUAGUGGAUUAUGAUGAAGGGGCAGAUGUUUUUCAACAGCUCAAUAUGAACUCUGCUCCGACAUUCAUGCAUUUUCCUCCGAAAGGUAAACCCAAGAGAGCUGACACCUUCGACCUGCAGAGAAUAGGAUUUGCAGCAGAGCAGCUAGCUAAAUGGAUAGCUGACAGAACGGAUGUUCAUAUUAGGGUAUUCAGGCCUCCGAACUAUUCUGGCACUAUUGCACUGGCUCUUUUAGUGUCACUUGUUGGUGGCUUGCUGUACUUGCGAAGAAAUAACUUGGAGUUCAUCUACAACAAGACUGGCUGGGCAAUGGCAGCUCUGUGUGUUGUGUUUGCUAUGACUUCUGGUCAAAUGUGGAAUCAUAUCCGGGGACCUCCAUAUGCUCAUAAGAAUCCUCAGAAUGGACAAGUGAGUUACAUACAUGGGAGCAGUCAGGCUCAAUUUGUUGCAGAAUCCCAUAUUAUACUACUACUGAAUGCUGCUAUCACCAUGGGAAUGGUUCUUCUGAAUGAAGCUGCUACUUCCAAAGGAGAUGUUGGAAAAAGGAGAAUAAUAUGCCUGGUAGGACUGGGACUGGUGGUUUUCUUCUUCAGCUUCCUGCUGUCGAUAUUCCGCUCCAAAUACCAUGGCUAUCCAUACAGCUUUAUUUUUGCAAUGGAACAAAUCUGUCAUGCGGUCAUCACAGGGGAUGUGAUCUUUCAGAGAGCUAGAGCCAAUAUUAUUCAGGUUUUUGAAAAUCAUGGACUAUGUCAAGAGAUAAACACCAAAUGAGAUGAUAUUCUGGGAGCCUUGUGUUUCCUGUGGUCUUGCCUUGCCUGUUUUUAUAUCUCCUUUCUGCUGAGUUAGGCCUUGUCUACACUACCCGGGUAAAUCAACCUAAGUUAUGCUACUCCAGCUAUGUGAAUAACGUAGAUGAAAUCGGCGUAGUUUAGGCCGACUUACCACAGUGUCUUCACUGUGCUGCAUCGAACGGAGAUGCUCUCUGGUCGACUUACAUUACUCUUCUCGGGGAGCUGGAAUACCGGAGUCGACCAGAGAACGCUCUGCUGUCGAUUUGCCAGGUCUUCACUAGACCUGCUAAAUCGACACCCGCUGCAUCAAUUGCAGCAGCAAUGAUCUCCCAGUAGUGAAGACGAGCCCUUAGUUAGAUACCACAUGCAUCUUUCCUGCUACACAGCAAUACAAUUAAAAACACUUGAUGGCCAUUGGUGCUCCUAUACCUGCAGCCUUAUCUAAAUGUAUUUGUCAGCAAACCCUGAAAGUUAAUACAUAUGGCAUUUUUAAAAAGUGAUGUUUGUGUGCUUAUUUAUAUUUGUUUUGAAAUGACUGUACCUUGAACUCUGAAGGAUUAAGCUAAUCAGACCCAAAGUACAGCACUAAUAAAAUAUUACUUAUUUCCUAGUGUACCAUGUUCCUGUGUAACUUGUGCUUCUUUAAGUUCUUCCCCAAAACACUCUGUUCCCA
This is a messenger RNA of Mauremys mutica (yellowpond turtle), 1851 nucleotides long. It is a transcript of the gene TUSC3, whose product is annotated as tumor suppressor candidate 3. The transcript has 10 exons. The coding region runs from base 22 to 1158 and encodes 378 amino acids. Lineage: Eukaryota; Metazoa; Chordata; Testudines; Geoemydidae. The record is from RefSeq and is a predicted model, not a curated record. Gene Ontology annotation, cellular component: oligosaccharyltransferase complex.